GAGGAGGAGGAGGAAGAGAGAGAAGAAGGAGGAGGAAGAGAGAUUCAACAAGAGAAGAAAGAUCAGUCAGUACCACACAGCUGAGAGGGACUCUGCACUACAACACUACUCCUCUACAAAUCCGGAUAAAGCCGCUCGUUCUUCAAACAGAUCAGAAUAUGGAGACAUGAGGGGCCUCUUUACAGGACUGCUUCUUCUGCUCUGACUGAGUUAGACUCAGCAACAAGGAUCAGCCGAGAGAUCAGUAGAGAGAGACAGCCCUCAUCCAGGAUCAGUAGAGAGAGACAGCCCUCAUCCAGGAUCAGUAGAGAGAGACAGCCCUCAUCCAGGAUCAGUAGAGAGAGACAGCCCUCAUCCAGGAUCAGUAGAGAGAGACAGCCCUCAUCCAGGAUCAGUAGAGAGAGACAGCCCUCAUCCAGGAUCAGUAGAGAGAGACAGCCCUCAUCCAGGAUCAGCAGAGAGAGACAGCCCUCAUCCAGGAUCAGUAGAGAGACAGCCCUCAUCCAGGACCAGCAGAGAGAGACAGCCCUCAUCCAGGACCAGCAGAGAGAUCAGCAGAGAGAGACAGCCAUCGUCCAGGACCAGCAGAGAGAUCAGCAGAGAGAGACAGCCAUCGUCCAGGACCAGCAGAGAGACAAGGACCUGUGGAACCUCCCUAGUGGAAUUCGGAAUCACUGUGGAAUCUAGAACUAUCCUGCCUGGAAUCCUCCAUCUCUUCCCUGAACUGUUGAAUACGUUCUAGAACAGGUUCUAGAGUCAGAAUGGGUUCUACUGUUCCUGUUUCGUCCAUGGUGUUAGUGCUGGUGGUGUUCCACACCUUCACAGCGGGACAGUGUCAGAGCCAACCCAGCCUGACAGGAAAUCUCCCCGUCUCAGCCUUCCACAGUACAGACACCCCCCUGGGUCUGCUACUGGACCCCCAAAACCCCUCCCAAAACCCCCAUGACAUCACAUCUCUGAACCUCAUUACCCCCAUCUCAUCCACACCCUCUCCUGACUCUGACGGUGGACACCAACAUCUGAAACACGGACCCCAUCCCCUCACCUCUAACACGUCGUCCCGGGCAGUGCGUGUUCAGCCUGUAGUACCCCCUGUCUGCCACCAGGUGACCUUCAUAAAGACAGCCUUUAAAUACAUAAACACAGUGAUUAGCUGUGUGAUAUUCAUGGUGGGGAUGGUAGGAAACGCCACUCUACUGAGGAUUAUCUACCUGAAUAAGACGAUGAGGAACGGACCUAACGCCCUGAUCGCCAGCCUGGCCCUGGGAGAUCUGAUCUAUAUCACUAUAGAUAUACCCAUCAACGUUUAUAAGCUCCUGGCUGGCUCGUGGCCGUUCGAUGACAGCUCCAUUGGUCUGUUCCUCUGUAAACUGUUCCCCUUCCUGCAGAAAGCUUCUGUUGGCAUCACUGUACUCAACCUGUGUGCCCUGAGCGUGGACAGGUAUCGUGCAGUAGCGUCGUGGAGCAGGGUCCAGGGUGUCGGUGUUCCCCUGUUAACAGCAGUGGAGAUCAUCUCUAUUUGGUUGUUAUCCAUUCUGAUGGCUGUACCAGAGGCUAUAGGAUUCAACAUGGUCACCUUUGAGUACAGGAACGCGACCAUACGGACCUGCAUGCUCAACCCACAGACACCAUUCAUGACGUUCUACCGGGAUGCCAAAGACUGGUGGUUGUUUGGGUUCUAUUUCUGUGUUCCGUUGGCGUGUUCCGCAGUGUUCUACACUCUGAUGACAUGUGAGAUGUUACAUCACAGGAACGGAUCUCUCCGCAUCGCGCUCAGCGAACACCUCAAACAGCGUCGGGAGGUAGCCAAGGCAGUGUUCUGUCUGGUCCUGAUCUUCGCUCUGUGCUGGUUCCCUCUGCACCUCAGCAGGAUCCUGAAGAAGAUGGUUUACAUGCCUCAUGAUGCCCGACGCUGUGAACUGCUCAAUUUCCUGUUGGUCCUCGACUACUUCAGUAUUAACCUGGCCACAGUCAACUCCUGCAUCAACCCCAUCAUACUCUACUUCGUCAGCAAGAAGUUCAAAAACUGCUUCAAGUCAUGUCUGUGUUGUUGGUGUGACUCCAGUUCCCUGAUCGACAGUAUGGUACCACAGAACCUCAACGGAACCAGCCUGCAGAUUAAGAACCCAGAUCAACAGUAUGGUACCACAGCACCUCAACGGAACCAGCCUGCAGAUUAAGAACCCAGAUCAACAGUAUGGUACCACAGAACCUCAACGGAACCAGCCUGCAGAUUAAGAACUCAGAUCAACAGUAUGGUACCACAGAACCUCAACGGAACCAGCCUGCAGAUUAAGAACCCAGAUCAACAGUAUGGUACCACAGAACCUCAACGGAACCAGCCUGCAGAUUAAGAACUCAGAUCAACAGUAUGGUACCACAGAACCUCAACGGAACCAGCCUGCAGAUUAAGAACCCAGAUCAACAGUAUGGUACCACAGCACCUCAACGGAACCAGCCUGCAGAAUAAGAACCCAGAUCAACAGUGUGGUACCUCAAAGGAACCAGCCUACAGAAUAAGAACCCAGAUCAACAGUGUGGUACCUCAGGAACCAGCCUGCAGAUUAAGAACCCAGAUCAACAGUGUGGUACCUCAGAACCUCAACGGAACCAGCCUGCAGAAUAAGAACCCAGAUCAACAGUGUGGUACCUCAGGAACCAGCCUACAGAAUAAGAACCCUGAUCAACAGUGUGGUACCUCAGAACCUCAACGGAACCAGCCUGCAGAAUAAGAACCCAGAUCAACAGUGUGGUACCUCAGGAACCAGCCUACAGAAUAAGAACCCAGAUCAACAGUAUGGUACCUCAGAACCUCAACGGAACCAGCCUACAGAAUAAGAACCCAGAUCAACAGUGUGGUACCUCAGUACCUCAGGAA
Messenger RNA from Oncorhynchus keta (chum salmon), 2878 nucleotides. Its product is annotated as endothelin receptor type B-like. Gene Ontology annotation, biological process: enteric nervous system development; vasoconstriction; regulation of blood pressure. The transcript has 10 exons. Gene Ontology annotation, cellular component: membrane. The record is from RefSeq and is a predicted model, not a curated record. The coding region runs from base 762 to 2180 and encodes 472 amino acids. Gene Ontology annotation, molecular function: endothelin receptor activity. Lineage: Eukaryota; Metazoa; Chordata; Actinopteri; Salmoniformes; Salmonidae.